AUGCUGACCCCAAUGGUGGCUGGGGGGGUGGUGUUCCCCGGACUCUUCCUCCUCUCAAAGAACACGCUCCAACGGCUGCCCCAGCUGCGCUGGGAGGAGGCUGAUGCGGUCAUUGUCUCAGCCAGGCUAGUAUCCUCAGUCCAAGCGAUCAUGGCCUCUACAGCUGGCUACAUCGUCUCCACCUCCUGCAAGCACAUCAUUGACGACCAACACUGGCUGUCCUCUGCCUAUACACAGUUUGCUGUGCCCUACUUCAUCUAUGACAUUUAUGCCAUGUUCCUCUGCCACUGGCACAAGCACCAGGUCAAGGGGCAUGGUGGGGACGAUGAGGGGGUCCGCCCCCGCCCUCCUGGCAGCACCUGGGCCGUGGCGCGCGGCUACCUGCAUAAGGAGUUCCUCAUGGUGCUCCACCACGCGGUCAUGGUGUUGGUGUGCUUCCCACUCUCGGUGGUGUGGCGUCAGGGCAAGGGGGAUUUCUUUCUAGGCUGCUUGCUGAUGGCAGAGGUCAGCACCCCCUUCGUCUGCCUUGGCAAGAUCCUCAUCCAGUACAAGCAGCAGCACACUCUGCUGCACAAGGUGAAUGGGGCCCUGAUGCUGCUCAGCUUCCUGUGUUGCCGUGUGCUGCUCUUCCCCUACCUGUACUGGGUCUACGGGCGCCAUGCCGGCCUGCCUCUCCUUUCCGUGCCCCUCGCCCUCCCAGCCCACGUCAACCUGGGUGCCGCGCUGCUGCUUGCCCCCCAGCUCUACUGGUUCUUCCUCAUCUGCCGCGGGGCCUGCCGCCUCUUCCGGCCCCGGGGCUCCAGGCCGCCCUCCCCCUGUCAGACCCAAGACUGA
Chrysochloris asiatica (Cape golden mole) is the source of this 834-nucleotide messenger RNA. It is a transcript of the gene TLCD3B, whose product is annotated as family with sequence similarity 57, member B. Gene Ontology annotation, molecular function: sphingosine N-acyltransferase activity. Lineage: Eukaryota; Metazoa; Chordata; Mammalia; Afrosoricida; Chrysochloridae. The transcript has 5 exons. The coding region runs from base 1 to 834 and encodes 277 amino acids. Gene Ontology annotation, biological process: lipid homeostasis; ceramide biosynthetic process. The record is from RefSeq and is a predicted model, not a curated record. Gene Ontology annotation, cellular component: membrane; endoplasmic reticulum.